Molecule: messenger RNA, 1182 nt
Organism: Phycomyces blakesleeanus NRRL 1555(-)
Lineage: Eukaryota; Fungi; Mucoromycota; Mucoromycetes; Mucorales; Phycomycetaceae
Exons: 11
Coding region: 1-1182 (393 amino acids)
Biological process (GO): snRNA 3'-end processing
Cellular component (GO): integrator complex
Source: RefSeq, a predicted model, not a curated record
AUGGAAGACGAAAUUGAAGAGCUCAAAAGCUAUUAUUUUCAAUAUAAAAACUCGAUUUCCAUUGAGUUCUUAUUCUUAUUCACACAUUAUGCCACAAUUACCGUCAUAAAUCUCAAGACCCAAUACAGAUCCAUAUCUGGAACACUCAGUGAUCCACGUAAAUUCCAAUUACUAUUGGAAUUUAGUUGCAUUCAAUACCUUGCCUACGCUAAUCGUCAACAACCUGAACGAGCGAGCAAAUCUGUGGUAGCGUCUAGUCAUUUAUUGUCCAAUCAAAAUUUUCUACGUGAUGAAUCUGGAAUGGUGGUAGCUGCUCUUGAUCUAUUUGAUGAUCUCGAAGCACAAGAUGUGAAUGAGAGAUUAGGAAAUAUCCAACAUGUCCUUGAAGGCUUUGUUCAUUUGUCUACACGCUGUGAACUUGUACGCUGUAUUGCCAGAAACGACCCUCUUAAUUUUACAGAAGCCAUCGAUCAUCUAUUACAAAGCGCCCACUGUCUUAGUACACGCUACUCCAUACAACUAAGUGAGAUGAUUUACACCAUGGUAGAAGAGAAGCCGAGAUAUGCUGCCACAGUACGAUUCAAAUUGGUUGAAAUGCAACUUUUACCGGAUCUUGUUACACGCCUUACUGUAUACUGUGAAGAUGAACAUCUUGUCUCGGAUGCCCUCGUGGUUUAUCGCGCAGUCAGUAAACAGCAGACAUCAUUUUGCAACCAUCAAAAGCCGGGUGUUCGCCAAGAUUCAAAGAUUAUCAAGGGAGAUGUGCAGGUAAAUCAGGUUGAACUGGCAAUGGCAAUCCGAGUGGUUGCCGGAUUGGUUGGAUUUUUUGGACUUCAGUUGAGUGAGGCCGAGGUAGAUAUGUGCUUUUAUCUACUGCGAGUCACUGAAAUGGAAAGGCUAGUCAAGCUUCUCCUCAGUCUUAUUCUUAUUUCCUCAGUCGCAAUCCUCAAGAGACAGAGAGACCUUGUCGCAGUAUUAACUCAGCUGCUUCAGUCAGGCGUGUCUGAGAUGCCGAUGCUUUUGAUGGUGUACUUUAAGACAGAUCAAAUCAGUCAAGUGGAAGACAUGAUUCGAUCUAUCUUGGAAAUGCAAGUUCCUAUCCCCAAGCUGGGGUUGUUUGAGAUGCAAAAGCUUUGUGGCCAUAUCUACAACACUGCAUUUUCAGCUAUUGCACAUGCUUAG